AUGAAGGUGCAUGUUCGACAGGGUGGCGCAGACUACAUGGCUCUGUCUGUUCCUCCCAACGCCUGGCACAAUGUGUGCACCACCUGGAACUCUGAAGAUGGCAUUUCUCAGGUGUGGAUGGAUGGCAAACCCACCAUCAAGAGGUUUAUCUAUUCAGGGCAACCCAUCAGGGGCAAGCCCAGCACAGUCCUGGGCCAAGACCAAGACUCUUACGGGGGAAGCUUCGAUGCCACUCAGUCCUUGGUCAACAUGAUCUCACGACUUCACAUGUGGGACUACGUCCUGUCUCCAAAGGAGUUCCGACGCUACGAGGGAGACUCAAACUUCACCCCGGGGAACGUGCUCAACUGGACAGCGUUAGACUAUGACAUUGCCGGCAGACUUUUGGUGGAAGAUGAGUUCACUUUAGAAGUCUGAAAUUACACUUAUGGAUUAUUAAACUUGCAUUUGAAUAUCAUGUCUUGACUUUUGAGUAGGGGCGCGUUUGUCACAGGGCAAGAUGGCCUGCUGGAACAGUUGAAUUUGAUUUUUGGGGGUUAAUCGCUUACCCACAUCACGUAAGGGGAAGGUGCCAGCAUUGGUGGUGGUCCCCAUGUUGACUUGAACAUGAAAAAAUAUGACACAAAAUAUUUUCUGAGAUGAACAGCAAUAAUACGAGAACUUGUAUCCUUCUGUCUGAAGUUGUAAUACGUUCACAUGGCUUGCAGGUAACUUUUUUUUUGUGGAUUUGGUGCAACAGUUAAUUGUCUUUUGGGAGAAAACUUCACUCAAUUUAAAAUAUAGAAAUGGAAGAACCAGUUACCAAUGCUUGUACAUCUUUUCCACUCGUGGUGUAUUUAAGAUUUCACUGCAGGACUGCCAACUGAUUGACUAUACAGAAGUGCAAUUGCAGAAAUUCAUCAAGUCUCGUCUUUGCAGCCCUCCUGGUUUCUCUUGAGUUGACCAAGUCAAGAGAAAAUUUUCCAUUUCAGUGUUUGUCGAAGAGUACAGAGGUCAUGAUGAGAAAUCUGUCCAUUUUUUUGUAUAACUUGGCCACAGUGUGCCCGGUACAUUGCACAAUUAAAAACUUUUGACUCAA
Molecule: messenger RNA, 1078 nt
Organism: Hippocampus zosterae (dwarf seahorse)
Lineage: Eukaryota; Metazoa; Chordata; Actinopteri; Syngnathiformes; Syngnathidae
Product: serum amyloid P-component-like
Source: RefSeq, a predicted model, not a curated record